AUGGAGGAAAUUGCUUUAGAUGAGGCAGACAAUGAUCCGCUUUGUCCUAGUUAUCAUUAUUCGCAGGAAUUGCAUAAGGAGGUUUGCAAACAAUGGAGACGAGCUUUGAUUGUCAAGUUGCUUGGGAAACGAGUGGGAAUCAAAUUCUUCAUAGCAAGACUUGAAAGGAUGUGGAGUCUGAAAGGAGUGCAUGAGUUCAUUGAUAUGGAGAAUGGUUACUUGCUAGUGAGAUUUGCAGAUGAAGAAGAUUAUACUCAUGUACUUCAAGAAAGGCCUUGGAUCAUAGUUGAUCACUAUGUGGUUGUCCAACAAUGGAGACCAUUUUUUGAUCCAUAUGAUGAGACGUUCAGAAAACUAGCAGUUUGGAUUAGGAUUCCAGGAUUGCCCAUUGAAUUCUACACAACACAACACUUGUGGCAAAUAGGCAAUCUAUUUGGAAAGACUUUGAAAAUUGAUCAUAAUUCAAUUCGUAGAAGGGACUCAGGGGAUGGAGAAACUACAGCAAGAGCUAAAUUUGCUCGCAUUUGUGUUGAAGCGGAUCUUAGGAAGGGUUUCCUUUCAAAGUUUAAUAUCGCGGAGCAUACUUUCCAUGUAGCUUAUGAGGGUCUUCACCUUAUAUGA
Gastrolobium bilobum is the source of this 621-nucleotide messenger RNA. RefSeq lists its product as uncharacterized. Lineage: Eukaryota; Viridiplantae; Streptophyta; Magnoliopsida; Fabales; Fabaceae. The coding region runs from base 1 to 621 and encodes 206 amino acids. The record is from RefSeq and is a predicted model, not a curated record. The transcript has a single exon.